Messenger RNA from Frankliniella occidentalis (western flower thrips), 1921 nucleotides. Its product is annotated as putative inorganic phosphate cotransporter. NCBI's taxonomy places the organism in Eukaryota, Metazoa, Arthropoda, Insecta, Thysanoptera, Thripidae. The record is from RefSeq and is a predicted model, not a curated record. Gene Ontology annotation, molecular function: transmembrane transporter activity. Gene Ontology annotation, biological process: transmembrane transport; monoatomic anion transport.
ACAGAAUGGAUCGCUCAGCGGUACGUGUUCGCCGCCAUGGGCAUGCUGGCCAUGGUGAACUGCUACACCAUGCGCGCCUGCCUCAGCGUGGCCAUCAACGAGAUGACGCCGCCGCCCUACACCUCGCCGUCGGCCGCCGCGGGGGAGGACUCGUGCCCCGUCGACACCAGCACCGGCCCGGCGACCAACGGCUCCAGCUCCGGCACGACGAAAGAGGACUACCCCUUUGACUGGAGCUCGGAGUCCAUCGGCCUGAUCCUGGGCGCGUUCUACAUCGGCUACAUCCUGACCCACGUGCCCGGCGGCAUGCUCGCGGAGCGGUUCGGCGGCAAGCACACCCUGGGCUUCGGCGUCCUCACCACGACCCUCAGCACGUGCCUCACGCCCUGGGCCUGCCAGGUCGGUGACGUGGCCGGCGCGGUCGUGGUGCGGAUCAUCAUGGGACUCGGCGAGGGUGUUGUAUUCCCCGCCGUCUUCGUCAUGCUGGCCAAGUGGGCCCCGAUGCAGGAGCGGAACGUGAUGGGCACCAUCGUCCUCGCUGGUAACCAGUUGGGCACGCUGCUUGGGAACCUGCUCUCGGGAUACCUCUUGCAUUGGUUUGGCUGGACCACGACGUUCUACGUGUAUGGCGGCCUCGGCCUCGCCUGGUACUUCUUUUGGCUAAUCCUCUGCUACUCAGAGCCCAGUGAAAGCCCGUUUACUUCUGAUAAAGAGCUAGCAUAUCUGCGCAAGAAUGUUGUCGGAGCGCAGCAAACCAAGGAAAAGGAGGAGAAGGUCCCCACGCCUUGGUUACCUAUGCUGACGUCCCCGCCCGUGUUGGCACUCAUCUUUACAGAGGUCGGGCACGACUGGGGUUUCUACACCAUGAUCACCGACCUGCCCAAAUACAUGUCCGACGUCCAGCACGUUAAAAUCGCCGACAAUGGCAUCCUGUCCUCGCUCCCUUUCCUGAGCAUGUGGAUCUCCUCCAUCGUCCUGAGCGCGUUUGGGGACUACAUCCUCAGCAAGGGGGUCGUGUCCAACACGACGUUGAGGAAGGUGUUCACCACCGUUGGCUCGGUGGGGCCGGGGGCCUUCCUGCUGGCGGCGGCGUACGCCGGCUGCGACGGCACCCUGGUGGUGACGCUCUUCUGCAUCGGCAUGGCCACCAUGGGCGCGUUCUACCCGGGCAUGCGCGUCAACGCCCUGGACCUGAGCCCCAGGCACGCGGGCACCAUCGGCGCGCUCAUGAACGGGACGGGCUCGCUCGCGGGGAUAGCAGCUCCCUACAUCAUCGGGAUGAUCGCGCCGAACGGUCUCAUGUCCGAGUGGAAGAUUGUCUUCGGCAUCAACUUCGCCGUCAUGGCCAUCCCCAACCUGUCCUUUAUCGUGUACGGCUCGGGCGACGUGCAGUGGUGGGACGACCCCGACGGCAAGCGGCCGCGGCCCGCCGCCGACGACGACGACGCGGAACGGGCGAACCUUGGGGUGCGGCCAACGCCAACGGGUGACCAUCGAGGUGACCACACACCCUCGGCUCCAGCUAAAUACUGAAGGCGAGAGGAGGUAGAGGCCUCCGCGGGUCUCCACUCCACCACACGUAUUUGUACUUUAUAAGAUACUUAUAAGAUAGUGUAAAUGUGUAAAUGACAAAUCUAACCUCGUGUGCCAAUCUGAUUGCUCAUAUUUUUCUUUAGGAUAGAUUACGUUUAGGUGAUUUAUUUGUUUUUGAUCUACCCAGGAGAAGAGCUGCAGUGUUAAACCCGGUCUAUCCUUGAUUUUAGGUUUGCGAAGUAUUUUUAACUUGUUUUUAUAUCUUUAGUAUGUUCGUUACCGGGUGGUUUGACAAGAAAUUUCGUUCUCUGAAGAAAAACUUGAAACCCUAUUUUGAUUAGGGCCUAGUCAGUCUGCGCUCUGUGAUCUCACAUCUUUUAGGAAGUGU